AUUAGAGUGGUUGACAGGCCGAUGAGGCCGAAAGCGAUGAAAGUUGCGAUGGAGUUGGUUCGGGAAGGGCAAAUAUUUUGCAGCUCUAUUUUUUCGUCCCUGAUCGCACUAGCGCGGAACCUCAAUGUGGGAUUUCCCAAAAAGAAGCUUAAAUAAGUGACCAAAUUCCCACAUCACCGCAUCGCCACAUUUACUGUCUGCUAUUGUUGACUUCAAGGGUCGCAUUUCGAAUAACCCCUACUUCAGACAUCAUGUCUGCGACUCAACUGCUAAAUCCAAAGGCGGAAUCACGACGGAGAGGGGAAGCUUUGAGGGUCAACAUCAGCGCCGGCGAGGGGCUUCAAGAUGUCCUGAAAUCGAACCUUGGUCCAUCAGGGACUAUAAAGAUGUUGGUUGACGGGGCUGGUGCGAUCAAACUUACAAAGGAUGGGAACGUGCUUCUUCGAGAAAUGCAAAUUCAAAACCCUACAGCUGUCAUGAUUGCGCGCGCGGCUACGGCACAAGACGAUAUUACUGGAGAUGGCACAACAUCAGUGGUUCUACUUGUCGGGGAGUUGCUCAAGCAAGCUGAUCGAUAUCUAUCCGAAGGUUUGCACCCGCGUGUGCUGACGGACGGAUAUGAAAUUGCUAAAGCCGAAGCACUUAAGUUUCUUGACUCGUUCAAACUUCAGAGAGAAAUCGACAGGGAACUUCUCCUCUCCGUUGCCCGAACCUCCCUCUCCACGAAAUUGAACGGUGCCUUAGCCGAGAAGUUGACCCCUUCUAUUGUCGAUGCGGUGCUUGCCAUUCACAGGCCUCCUAAUAAACCUGAUCUUCAUAUGAUCGAAAUCAUGAAGAUGCAACAUCGGACCGCGUCAGAUACCCAACUCAUUCGAGGUCUAGCCUUGGACCAUGGAGCGCGUCACCCAGAUAUGCCAAAACGUGUCGAGAAUGCCUUUAUUUUGACGUUGAACGUUAGUCUGGAAUAUGAAAAGUCUGAAAUUAACUCCGGUUUCUAUUAUUCCACCGCUGAGCAAAGAGAUAAGCUGGUUGAAAGCGAAAGGAAAUUUGUGGACUCGAAGCUGCGCAAGAUUGUCGAACUGAAGAAACAAGUUUGCGGCGAUGAUCCAAAGAAAGGAUUCGUUGUUAUUAAUCAAAAGGGUAUCGAUCCUUUGAGCUUGGAUGUGCUUGUCAAGAACGGAAUACUUGCACUGCGUAGAGCAAAACGUCGAAAUAUGGAACGGUUGCAACUGGUAUGCGGUGGCACUGCGCAGAACAGCGUUGACGACCUUAAGCCUGAAGAUCUAGGGUGGGCAGGUCUAGUGUAUGAACAUCAGCUGGGUGAGGAGAAGUUCACAUUCGUUGAAGAGGUCAAGGAUCCGAAAUCCGUUACCAUCCUCAUCAAGGGUCCCAACCAGCACACGAUCACACAGAUCACCGAAGCUGUUCGGGAUGGUCUCCGCUCCGUCUAUAACACAAUAGUGGAUGGCUGCGUUGUUCCAGGAGCCGGUGCAUUCCAGGUCGCCUGCGCUGCUCAUCUUUCGUCCGAAGCGUUCAGGAGAACAGUCAAGGGCAAAGCCAAAUAUGGUGUUAGCGCUUUCGCUGACGCCCUUCUCAUUAUUCCCAAAACCCUCGCAGCGAACUCCGGUCACGAUAUUCAAGACUCGCUUGCGGCAUUGCAGGACGAACAGAGUGAAGGAAAUGUUGUCGGACUUAACCUCACGACAGGCGACCCGAUGGAUCCGGUCCAGGAAGGCGUAUUUGACUCCUUCAGGGUUCUGAGGAACUGCGUCGCCUCAAGUGCCGGUAUUGCGUCGAACCUCCUGCUUUGCGACGAACUUCUCAAGGCAAGACAGAUGUCAAGGUCCGGCGGUCCCGCUGGAAUGGAUGAGUAAUCUAGGGAUAUUAAGAAGGGCGGGAAUAGAUGCAUGAUAAAUAGCUGCUGUAUUCGCAUAGAUGCUCAUCAGUUACCUAGCUAGGUAUCUUAAAUAAUGCAAUGAACGAAAAGUUGUUAGUCAUGCUUACACUUCAUUUUCAAAAUGAAACCAAUCUCUGCGCUCACUACUUUCAAUAUGUAAGUUAAUAUAUUUUGCUUUACAACUUGAGUAUAGCGUUCACGUAAAAGACGAAAGAGUAUUCAUGAAAUUGGGG
Blastomyces dermatitidis ER-3 is the source of this 2130-nucleotide messenger RNA. RefSeq names its product T-complex protein 1 subunit zeta. The transcript has 7 exons. Lineage: Eukaryota; Fungi; Ascomycota; Eurotiomycetes; Onygenales; Ajellomycetaceae. Gene Ontology annotation, biological process: protein folding. The coding region runs from base 252 to 1874 and encodes 540 amino acids. The record is from RefSeq and is a predicted model, not a curated record. Gene Ontology annotation, molecular function: ATP-dependent protein folding chaperone; ATP binding; ATP hydrolysis activity. Gene Ontology annotation, cellular component: chaperonin-containing T-complex.